AUGGGGAAAGGUGACGAGGAGGAGCACGAGGGUGCGCAGGAAUGGCUGACGGGAGCUCAGCGGCAACGAAACAGACGCCUUGCGCACGGCGCUAUUUGUUUCGUCGCCCCUCCUCUGCGGCACUACGAUGAGAGUAAUGGAAGUGUGUGGCGAACGACGACCAAAAUUUGCACCGCCGUGCGAAGCGCGGCGGCCGACGUGUGCGUCACGCUCAGCGUGAGUCCAUUUCGGGGGCGGCAACCAACCAUUGUGUUUUUGCCGCUUGACCACCCGUGGGACGGGGACCCCCACUGCGGCGACACCACUGCGUACGUUGAGCCACCACCUUUGGCCUGGCUGCCGCCGCCGCACACGGGGACGCGAGCGGAGGUGCAACGCGACAGGGCGUAUGCUGCAUUGGGCUUUACGAUCUCCGACAAUGCAGUGCGCUUUUCAAGUGUUAUGUGCGCGUUAGAGCGGGCCGGGUUUACGGAGGUAGGUCUCCUAUCGAAGUCGUGGUCCUUGAAGUGGUGCAAGCGCUCAGUGCGGAGCGAUUUUGCACGGCUGCAGUCAUUUCAGCGGGUCAACCACUUCCCCGGAACGUGGCGCAUCGGCAAGAAGGAUGAGCUGCACAAACACCUCGUGGCUGCACGGGAACGCUGGCGUGAGGAAAAGGGUGAGGGUUCCUUUGGAGACUUCUUUCCAGAAGGCUGGGUGGUUCCGGAGGAGCAAGAGGCCCUAGCUCAGGUGUUGCGCUCCAGCAAGGAGCGUGGUCAGCUAUUUAUUGUUAAGCCCACAACCAGCGCAUGUGGACGAGGCAUUUAUCUUGUGCAGGCCGACAAAGGUGUGCAGUUGGCAUCUGCACUGCGUCAGCCAAACGAGUGUGGCGAGAGGGACAUGCGUCCUCAGCGGUUGCUCGUGCAGCGCUACGUCGCCGAUGCGCUGCUUGUAGAAGGGUAUAAGUUUGACCUUCGACUCUACGUUGUGGUGACCUCGUACGCGCCGCUCCGGGCAUAUUUGUAUGGCGAGGGGCUCGUGCGGUUUGCCACGACACCAUAUCCCACGGCGGAGUCCGCGGACGCCGAUCACGCAUUUAACCUCUCCCUCACGGCACAUCUCACAAACUUUACUAUCAACAAAAAAUCUGAAGACUUUGUGCCGCCGGAUGAGCUUGCUGUCAAGGAGGGUGGGAUAAGUGCCUCCAAGUGGACGCUUGCGGCGCUACAGAAGCAUUUUCACAUGCAUGGCUUGGACUGGAAUGCGACGAUGGCGCAUAUACAUGACCUUCUAGUGAAGACGCUACUUGCGGUGGAGCCGCACGUCAUACUGGAGCAAAAAGCCAUCAGUGACACAGUGGGAAGCGGCUGCUUUGAGGUGUACGGGGUAGAUGUGUUGCUGCGCCGCCCGCAUUCGUCGGAGAACCCCGUACCGAUGCCUGUUUUAAUGGAAGUCAACAUUAUGCCCUCUCUAAGUACGCAUUACUCCUUACUAGACCAAUGCGUCAAGGGUAACUUUGUUGCGGAGAUGCUGACACUUGUUGGCCUCACCGCCGCGCGUGGAUCUAAGAAGCGGGGAACCGCUGCUGUAACUGUCUCUCAAAUGCAGGAAGAGGAUAGGCUGACUUUUUCUUACGGGCAUCCAUUUCUUGAUACUCUGACAGAUGCGACUGAGCUCGAGGCUUGUCUGACCGCGGAGGAGGAGUUUGUGCGACGCAUGCACUUUCAACGCCUCUGCCCAACCUCGCAUUCCUACUCGCGUUACCGUUCACUGUUCACCCCGAGUAAAAGUGGCGCCUCUCGCCGUUCACUGAAUGAAGUCCUGAGUUUAUGGGAACAGGCGAAGUUGGUGAAUCCACCAGCGUAUAUUUGA
This is a messenger RNA of Trypanosoma rangeli, 1848 nucleotides long. Its product is annotated as putative tubulin-tyrosine ligase. Gene Ontology annotation, biological process: microtubule cytoskeleton organization; protein polyglutamylation. Gene Ontology annotation, cellular component: cilium. The transcript has a single exon. The record is from RefSeq and is a predicted model, not a curated record. Gene Ontology annotation, molecular function: tubulin-glutamic acid ligase activity; tubulin binding. NCBI's taxonomy places the organism in Eukaryota, Euglenozoa, Kinetoplastea, Trypanosomatida, Trypanosomatidae. The coding region runs from base 1 to 1848 and encodes 615 amino acids.